AUGUUCGGCGGAGGUGGCGGAGGUCCAGUUGACACCACCCUCUAUGAAACACUCAAUGUCUCUCCAUCUGCUACUCAAGCAGAAAUAAAAAAGUCUUACUUCAAACUGGCUAAGGAGUAUCACCCUGAUAAGAAUCCUGAUCACGGAGAUAAGUUCAAAGAAAUCAGUUUUGCCUACGAGAUUUUGUCGAAACCUGAAACGAGACAGUUGUAUGAUGCUCGAGGACUUGAAGGAAUUAAAGAAGGAGGAAGUGGCGGAGGCUUCCCGGGUGGAAAUCUCUUCUCCCACUUUUUCGGUCGCGGGGGAAUGGAUGAUGAUGAUGAUGAAAUUGGUGGACAUCCAUUCAAUAUUUUCGGUGGAAUGGGUGGAGGCCGACAACAUAGAAGAAAACAUAAGGAUACUGUGCAUGUUCUUCAAAUGACUUUGGAAGAUCUGUACAACGGGAAAACUACGAAACUAAAACUUACGCGUAAAUCUCUUUGCAAAACGUGUGAAGGAUCAGGAGGACAAAAGGGUCAAAAAUACAAAUGUGAGACAUGCAAAGGUCGUGGAGUCCGCAUGAUAAUUCAACAAAUCGGUCCCGGCAUGAUUCAACAAAUGCAAACGGCAUGCGAACCAUGCCGAGGAACGGGUGGAAAGGUUCCCGAUAAUCAAAAAUGCAAAACUUGUAAAGGCGAAAGAUUCGAAGAAAAUCAGAUAAUUAUCGAGGUAUAUGUAACACCAGGAACAGAAAAUAAUGCCAAAAUUACUUUCACCGGAGAAGGAGAUCAUUCAGAUCCGGACGUAGAGCCAGGAGAUGUUGUUAUUGUCAUUCAGCAAAAGGAUCAUCCAUUAUUUGAAAGGGAUGGAGACGAUCUUCAUAUGAAAAAGAAAAUUACACUGAAUGAGGCUUUAUGCGGAUUUGAAUUUAUUGUGAAACAUCUUGAUGGUCAUCCAUUAAUUAUUCGUGGACAGCCGGGAGAGAUUAUUGAACCAGACGCUGUCAAAGGAGUUCUCGCUCGCGGAAUGCCAAACAAAAGGAGAAGGGACGAAAAAGGAGAUCUUUUUGUUCAUUUUGAAAUUGAAUUCCCUGAAGAUCAUUUCCUUGCCAACGAAUCCGGCUAUGCACUUCUCCGAUCACUUCUCCCAAUUCCUAGACCGUGUCCUGUUCCACCAACUGCUAUUGAAGUAUCGUUGAUGGAAUAUGACGAAAAGAAAUACAGCCGUGGACGAGGCGGUGAUGCCUACAACGAAGAUUCCGACGAAGAUGGCGGUGGUCCAAGAAUACAUCACGGACCAGGUGUCUCCUGCCAACAACAAUAA
This is a messenger RNA of Caenorhabditis bovis, 1302 nucleotides long. NCBI's taxonomy places the organism in Eukaryota, Metazoa, Nematoda, Chromadorea, Rhabditida, Rhabditidae. The record is from the annotation of a GenBank genome assembly.